AUGAGUGGUGGUGGUAACAGUAACGGUGAAAUUAUGGAUUCUCCAUCAAGAGGAAAAGAUUUAAAUGAAACUGUACUUGAUUUGGUUGAUAUAGCUCAGCCUUUUAUACAGGCUUUUUAUGGCAACCUUUUUCGAGGUUGUUUGUUUGCGUUCAAAGCAGAAAAGAAUGGCGUUGAGCGUUUGGAACUCUCAAAAGUGCUAGGUAGUAUAUUAAGAAUUGCUGGCCUCACUGGGCAAAAUCCAACAGCUAUGGAUUAUUCGAGAAUUAAACAUUAUACAACUUCGAAAGAAAUUGGCGAAAAUAAGAGAAAUUUUAUGAAUAGAAUAUUUAAUCUAAUGAUUUAUGGUGUUGACACAGGCAAAGACAAUAAUAUAGAAUCCACUGUGGCUAGACUUGGUUACGAUAAAAAUGACUUAUUUCAAUCUGCUAAAUUAUCUGUUUUAUUGAAAAGAAAUGCUUUAAUCUUUUUUUACUCAUUUUUUUCACAACUUGAAACUAUCGAAAUCACAGGAUAUAUGCAUCCAAAACGAUCUCGAUCGAAUUCGUGA
Adineta steineri is the source of this 549-nucleotide messenger RNA. The record is from the annotation of a GenBank genome assembly. NCBI's taxonomy places the organism in Eukaryota, Metazoa, Rotifera, Eurotatoria, Adinetida, Adinetidae.